CAAAACUCCAAAGCUGAACGCAGGUGUUUAAAUUUGUGAAGAAUUACUGCUUAAAACGAAAACUUAACCAAAAACAUAACAAAGGCUAAAAGCUCAACUACAAAAUGGCACAAAUGGAUUUAGAGUUGAAGAAGGCCUUCACGGAAAUGCAAAUAAAUAAAUUGGAAACGACGAAAAAAAUAAGCAUGAUUGACAUGAAAUGCGACAUGGUGAAAACGGGCAAACAAAAGUAUUCACUAACAGAGAAAAGCACCAGCAAUCUAACUGAUGACACCAGGGUCUACAUGUCGGUUGGUCGCAUGUUUCUGUUAACUGAUUUGGAUAGUAUGCGCAAUGAGCUGAAGGCCAAACAGGAUAAAUGUGAUAAAGCCAUCGAACUGCUCGAAAAGAAAAAGGAAUUUCUGCAAAAGUCACUCAAGGAUCAGGAGGACGGACUACGUGAACUGGUGCAGCAGCGCAAGGAAGCGGAUGUACUAGCUAAAUAAGAAACACAA
This is a messenger RNA of Drosophila arizonae, 494 nucleotides long. RefSeq names its product prefoldin subunit 1 (gene Pfdn1). The record is from RefSeq and is a predicted model, not a curated record. Gene Ontology annotation, biological process: protein folding. Gene Ontology annotation, cellular component: cytoplasm; prefoldin complex. NCBI's taxonomy places the organism in Eukaryota, Metazoa, Arthropoda, Insecta, Diptera, Drosophilidae. Gene Ontology annotation, molecular function: protein folding chaperone.